Rotaria sordida is the source of this 1209-nucleotide messenger RNA. NCBI's taxonomy places the organism in Eukaryota, Metazoa, Rotifera, Eurotatoria, Philodinida, Philodinidae. The record is from the annotation of a GenBank genome assembly.
AUGAAAUCUCGUGAACGAAUUCAGAAGCGUAUUAUCAAUGAUCAAAUCCAUUUCGAGUCUUUAUUCAAUUUUGUUCAAACAGAAGAAGGUCACAAAUUACAUCAAGGUUUUAUAAAUGCUAUUCGUACAAUGUUUCCUUGGUAUUGGGAUGAAAUUUGUGGUCUUGCUGAUGGUUCUGAAAUUCUAUUCGAACACUUACUUGUGUUAAACUUUGCCAAUGAAACACGAACUGCACUUCGUCUUUUACAAGAAAAAACAAUUGAUCAUACACAACAAGAAAAUAAUCCGAGUGAAACAAAGGGAUGUAGCACUGUACUUAUUAAUCGUACAGAUACCAAUACAUUUGCAUUAUUACAUAAUGAAGAUAAUACGGCAGGAUUAUACGAUACGGCUUUUCUAGUUGAGGCCGAUAUCAAAUCGAGUCCAUACGACGGUGGUACCAGACAUAGUCCUAAUGAACGAUUCCUUGCCUAUUGCUAUGCUGGUGUCAUUCCAGGUACUGCGUUCGGUACAAAUAUGCAUGGUUUUGUUUUUGCCUUAAAUGCUCUUCUUCCAAAUUAUAUUGGAGAAAAUCGAAUUCCAAGACAAAUUAUCAAUCGAGCACUUCUUUCUGUUGCUAAUGAAAAUGAAUUGGAUAAACUUCUUCAUGGAACACCCAUUGCCUUUGGUUUUUGUAUUAAUGGUACAUUUUUUCAUGCAGACAAUAAUCAACAACGUUAUUUACUGAACUAUGAGUUAGGACCAAAUUUGAAUAGUAAUGAUAAUAUGACAACCAAGAACUUCAUCAGUAAAUGUCUUGUUCUAAACAGCAAACAAUAUGAACAAUAUAAAGAAAAUAAUAAUGAUAUUUGUAUUGCCUUGAAUUAUCUUCUUCAUUACAAUCAUUAUGACCGACUUCAAGGAUUGAUUGUUGAACGACCAGGACUUUUAUCAAGUCGAAAUCGUGCUCAACGUGGACUUGAAUUUGGAGAGAUACGUACAGAAAAAGAUGCUUUAACUUUAUUAGGUGAUCGUGCCAAUAAACAAUUUCCGAUUUUUAUGAUUCCUGACAUGGAUACGAACAAUACAGCAACACUUUGUACGAUCCAUUUUAAUUUUAACACAUAUCAAUUGAUCAUCUAUCGGAAUAAUCCGAAAGACAAUAGUGAACCGCAUCUCGUGUAUAAUCUUGCCGAUUUAUGGAAGCAAAAUGACAAUAUUGUGAAAUAA